AUGGUCUUUUCUCGAGUCCUUAAAACAACAAAGUCUACUGAUUCCAAACCAGUUGAGGAAACAAAAACAGUAGCAGUUACGUAUCAAUCAACGCCUUCAGCUGCAUUGGUCAGCGAUCUAAAAGGUAUUGUGGUCAAUUUUUUUACUAGCUUUUUGUCUCACUGAAAAUGUUGGGACGCUGUCAUACUUCCCCAAUUCGGAUGUGAGAAGGAUUUCGCAAAUUGCUGAAAAAACGAACAUAAAGCUCAUCUCAAUUUCACAGUUGUGAAAAUAGCGACUUGUACAAAGACAGAUUUUUCAAUUCCAACGUCUUGUCAGAGUAUUGGUGACUUCUUUCCUCUUCCCAGUUCUCCCAUCAAAAUGUCUAACAUUGUGUACUAGGUGCUUUAGAAAAUGAUAUAUUCUUUUCCGUAGCCUGCGUUGCUAAAAGGAUAAGCGGGCGAGUUCUGUAGAAGCAAGGCUAGUGCUGUAGUAUUGGCGGCAGAGCAGCGAGAAGAUAAGGAGGAAAUCAAAUUGAAAUCCCCUGCGCGGACAGUGGCCUGACAAAAUACCACAGUGAUAACAGUGCCAGCUACGCAGGCAACAUUAAUUUUAUCAUCACUUCCUUCUUGUCACCAGUAACAGUCCUAAAUAACUUUUAUUUUGCUUUCUGUCGUUUAUAGCUGAGAACGAUUCGAAAUCUGGCUUCGGUAACAAGAUUCUAUUGAUUGGAGUAUCAGCAGCUGGUGGUCUUUUAUUGCUUAUAAUAUUAAUACUUGUCAUCAUCUUGGCAAGGCGGCGCACGCGCAAGAGGAGACAGUAUGAAAAUGGCGAAACUUCACUGCAGGUUAGUUACACAAGAGAAAGAUCAAAUGACGUAGUCACGCGGGGUAUUUCUAGCAUUAGAUACGAGCCCCCGCUGUCGGAGCGAUUACUACCAAAUUCUCCCCACGAUGCAGGUCAAGCUGUGGUGGCCACGUUCAAACCUAGAGGUAAUUUUGCCAGAGCGAAGGCCGAAAAUACCCCUCUUUUACCAACUGAAGAUUAUCCUGAAGAAAGCAAGUUGCGCGUUGAUUUUAAUAAAGGCCAAGGGAAAGUCGAAGAGGGCAACGAUGGGCGAUUGUAUGACACUAUCGGGUGUCCCCCUGGAAACAGCAAAAACGCAGUAAAAAGUGAUGUCGAACAACGGUAUGUCACACGUGAUCAAAUGGUCGCGUCGCCUGGCAAGUGUCCGCUGGCUAUACCAGCCCAGGCUUCCCCUCAGGAAAACGGUCGUUUCGAACGGUGCAACGGGGUGGCAGCCAGUGCUUCUCCGCAAGGACACAUUUAUCAAAAUGUCCAAGAGUCUGAACACUUGUACGACACCAUUAACACAGUUAGGGAGCAACGGCCAUAUGAAAAUACCAGGGUUUUGUCGAAUCCUCGGGGAAAUAACAGUGAUAAGGACGGUGGAUAUGAGCCAAUGUCAUUAAAAUAA
Porites evermanni is the source of this 1456-nucleotide messenger RNA. The record is from the annotation of a GenBank genome assembly. NCBI's taxonomy places the organism in Eukaryota, Metazoa, Cnidaria, Anthozoa, Scleractinia, Poritidae.